UCGAUAAGCAUUUUGCUUUGCCAACAAUUGAGAAAUUGGAGAAAGUUUAACGGCUUGGAGAAAAAUACGACCGCAACAACGCAAACAAUAAAUUUCACAGCUGCAUUUAACUUUUGCAGAUUUUUGCGGGUGCUGCAACAAGCCCUUGCUUGAGCUAUUAACUGGCAUUUCCCUUGGCAACAAUUACUCGGCUUUAAUAUACAUAUAAAUAAUUCUAGAAAUAAGAAUUUCGGCCUAGCCGCUGUGUUAAGACCGAGUGCCAACAUGCUGGCAUAUUCCGGGCACGUUAUGACGCUAGCCAAUAGCAUUAUUGGCGUGGGAAUACUAGCAAUGCCGUUUUGUUUUCAAAAGUGCGGCAUUGUACUCUCCGUUUUAUUGCUCAUUAUCAGCAAUUGGAUAACUCGCAUAUCCUGCCAUUAUCUAAUAAAGUCUUCGCUGCUGACGCGUCGCAAAAGUUUAGAAUUUUUGGGUUUUCAUGCAUUUGGCGCUUCAGGCAAACUCCUUGCUGAGUUAUGUAUUAUCGGCUAUCUUUUUGGCACAUCCAUAACCUAUUUCGUUGUGAUGGGCGAUUUAGGUCCGCAAAUUACUUCAAAAAUAUUUUCACUCAAUGCCGCCGACUUUCCACACCUACGCACAUGGGUUAUGAUCGCCGUAACACUAUUUUGUAUACUACCACUGGCAAUGCUCAAAAAUGUUGAUAGCCUGUCAACAGUGUGUGCUGCUUCGAUAGGCUUUUAUGUGUGCCUGGUGGUGAAGAUAGUGCUGGAAUCCGAGGAACAUAUUGUGGCACAUGAUUGGGUCGAGAAAGUGGAGUAUUGGCGUCCGGCCGGAAUCUUACAGUGUUUGCCCAUUUUUAGUAUGGCGCUAUCAUGCCAAAUGCAACUUUUCGAAGUGUUCGAAAGCAUCAAUAAUCAGAGCGUUGAGAAAUUGAAUGGAAUUGUGCGCAACGCUACAUGGAUAUGCACAUUUGUUUACAUCGCCGUUGGCUAUUUCGGCUAUGUGGCCUUCUGCACGCAAACUUUUUCGGGUAACAUUUUGUUAAAUUUUUCACCUUCAUUUGGCAGCGAUGUCAUCAAAAUUGGAUUUGUGUUAUCGGUUGCUUUCAGCUUUCCACUUGUCAUAUUCCCCUGCCGAGCAAGUAUUUAUUCACUGCUGUACAGAAAGGGUCAUACUGACAAUACUGCCUAUAUUCCAGAGACGCGUUUCAAGGUAAUCACAAUCUGUCUUGUAAGUUGUGCGCUCUGUAUUGCUCUAAUGAUACCGUCGGUUGAGCUGAUUAUCGGUUUAGUGGGCUCUACAAUCGGCGUUGCCAUUUGUAUAAUGUUCCCAGCAUUCUGUUUUCGAAAGAUUGUUAAAAAAGACUCUACCGAGCGUUCUUUGGCGCAGUUUAUAUUUGUUAGUGGCUUUUGCUUAAUGGUCUUGGGCACCUAUGCAAAUUUGCAUGCCAUCGAUGAAAGACGCUCUGGCGCACAUUUAGCUAAAGAUUUGAAGGAUGCGAAUUUGAUGAAGCCAACGGAAAAAGUAUACACAAUGGAACAAGAGACUGCAGCACUCUUCGUACCACAAAUAGACAAGAUAGAAGAAGAAAAUCACUUUCGGGAUUUGAAGUUAAAGAAAAACGAAUUGGAGUUGAAUGCACAACUGGAUAUCGAAAAGAAGUCGGAUUUAUUGAGAAAUGUAACACCUAUACAGCCGAUAUCGCCGAUAUCUGCUGACGAUACUCAAAAGAAGGAAGAAACCCCAAAAGAUAAUGUAAUCGCCGAGAAAGCAGGCAAAGGCUUCAGUAUAGUUUCCCCUAAGUCUGAGUUAAAAGAUGAAGACGAGGCUCCUAAAGUCUCCGAAAACGUAAGAGAACUCGAGAAACAAAAUGUACCGCCGAAUAAUAUUCUGAAAUCUCUACCUAAUCAACUACCGCCACAACAACAAUACAUUCCCUCUCAUCUUCCGCAAGAGAAGCAAAGUUCACAACAGAACCAACAGCAGCAGGCAAUAGAUAAAGAGGCAAUAAAAAAAGACGAAGAGAUUGCUGCGGAGGAAUACAAAAAUGGACAAAAGGCUUCAAAAAGCAACAAUGAUGUCGACCUUAAAGAAACCCGAAAGGAAUUGAAAAAAACCAAAGAACUGUUGGAACGCACUGUCGAUCAGUUGAAACAAGAACUGGCCAAGCAAAAUGAAGAAACACAAAAUCUGGUUGCUGAAAAGUUGGAGGAAGUAGUGCAGAAAGUGGAGCAAAUUGAGAAAAAGGUCCAACAUAACGAGCCUGCACAAACACCUGUAAAGUAUAAUGAAGAGACUGGUGACUUGCCGCCGCAAGAGUUCGAAAGAGAGCCGAAAGAAAAUGCAGUACCGCCUAAAAAACUUAACUUCCCUAAGGUUGAAAAUAAGCCGGAGGAGCGACCUUCACUUCUCAAUUUACUUUCUGAGCAGGCAGCAGAAGAGCGUCCCCAACAGCAGGUUUUUGAACCGCUCUCCUACAAAGCCGGCGAGCUUAUCGAGCAAGUAAAAAAUGCCAGCAAAGUGGAGCAGCGACUGCCGCUUCCCUUGGCCGUGCUAUUUAAUGCCACAAAUAUUAAAACAAACAACCACUCAAAUAUACACGAACGCGCAAUAGCCAACAAGUCUCUGAACUUUUCACCACACACUGCUAAUAAUGCCAGUGUAACCAAAAAUAUUAAGACUGAAAACUCAACACAAAUAAAACCAAGUGUCCCGCCAUUGGAAAGUAAUGCCCAAAGAUCUAGUAGCGAGAAGGAGAAUGUGGAGGCUAUACGCCGAGACAUACUACAAUUAAAUUCCGAACGACUAAAAGAAUUUCCAUCCUUAGCUUUGUCUGUAAGCGAAAUAGAAAAUGACACCGACCUAGCUGCGGCGAUUACUCCUCAUUUGAGGGAAAAACGCUCAAAUAUGUCGCAUUUGAAAACGCCCGACUACGAAGCAAUCGAUUCGAAAUCGCAUGGCAACAAUUGUGUUACCGAGCCCAAAGAGGAGCAACUGCUGCUGGCACAUGGUGGAUUAAGUAAUGCGAUCGAUUUUAAAAUGAAAAAUAUUGGACGGGAGCUGCGAUCAGUGAUCGAUGACGAUGAGGUGAAGCAUUAAUCAGGAGGAACGCAGUCGUUCCAAUACUCUACAUUCUCUCUUUCGUACCAUGUAUUAGAGCAUAUAGUACAUUUGUAUAUAGUUACAUAUAUGAGCCCCUGUAUAUAGUUUCAUACAUACUUAUAUGUACAUACAUAGUAUAUAUGUAUAUACAUAUAUGAGGCAAUUCACGUCAAAUAUCCGAAGCGCGCUGAGCGGUGCAAAACUAGCUACUUUUCGACUAGCUCGGAAUAAGACAGCAAACGGGGAAAAUAAUUCGAAAGCUAAGAUUUCUAUAAAUUUUUGUACGGGCUAUCCGAUGGUAUUAUGCGUUUUUCAAAAAUUUCCCACUUUCUUGGUGAAAAUUGUGAACGAAAAAUUAUUUGUAAUUUUUCUCAAUUAUGUUCAUUUUUAAUAUUGUUUUUAGUUAUCUCAAUCGAAAGAUCAAGUCUUUUUUACAUAUAAAUCAUUAAUAAAAAAAGGGGAUUUUUUUUAUUUUUCCCUAGUUAUAAGGCCUUUUAGAGCGCGCUAAUGUGCUAACCGUGCGCGACAUAAUAAUAUUUUUAUAACUUUGUAACUACUUGGUGUUCAAAUCUGAAACUUUCGCAAAAACUUCCUUAGAUAGUCAUCUACAAUACUGUUUUAAGACAAACAAAUUUUUUUCAAACUUUGUGACAUAACUUUUGCAUUUGAAAAGAAAAAACACCCUCUCAAUUCUCAAAAAAAGUCCCUAUUUUUAUUAAUGAUUUCUAUGUAAAAAUACCUGAUUUUUCGAUUGAGAUAACUAAAAACAUUAAAAAUUACCAUAAUUAAGCAAAAAUAAAAAAAAUAAAUUUUCGUUCAGAAUUUUCACCAAGAAAAUGGGAAAAUUUUAGAAAACGCAUAGUACCAUCGGAUAGCCCGUACAAAAAUCUAUAGAAAAAGUUUUCUAAAUAUUUUUCCCAUUUUCUGCCUAAUUCCCAGGUAGUCGAAAAAUAGCUUGUUUUUUUUUUUGCACCGCUCAGCGCGCUUCGGCAUUUGACAUGAAUCGUCUCAUAUAUAUGUAUGUAUGUACAUAAUUCAUCCAAAUACAAUAUCUUGCGGAAACAUUCCUACCGAGUUUAGAGUUUUUCUCUUAGAUUUCCGUAGACUAAGUCGUUACCUUAAUUCUGAGUACGUAUACAUAUAUAUAUAUAUAUAUAUAUAAAUAUAUACACCUAAAUUUUGAAAAUGUAUUUGUUUGUACGUCCGUUUGUAAUAAUAAGACUCAGUAAAAUAAAUAUUUAUUUAUUUAUGUAC
Molecule: messenger RNA, 4353 nt
Organism: Rhagoletis pomonella (apple maggot)
Lineage: Eukaryota; Metazoa; Arthropoda; Insecta; Diptera; Tephritidae
Product: putative sodium-coupled neutral amino acid transporter 10
Exons: 6
Coding region: 265-3096 (943 amino acids)
Biological process (GO): amino acid transmembrane transport
Molecular function (GO): amino acid transmembrane transporter activity
Source: RefSeq, a predicted model, not a curated record